Molecule: messenger RNA, 819 nt
Organism: Coccomyxa subellipsoidea C-169
Lineage: Eukaryota; Viridiplantae; Chlorophyta; Trebouxiophyceae; Coccomyxaceae
Product: Mak16 protein
Exons: 5
Coding region: 1-819 (272 amino acids)
Biological process (GO): maturation of 5.8S rRNA; maturation of LSU-rRNA
Cellular component (GO): nucleolus; preribosome, large subunit precursor
Source: RefSeq, a predicted model, not a curated record
AUGCAGAACGAUGCAGUGAUUUGGCAGGUCAUCAAUCAUGGACACUGUACGUACAAGGUCAAGACCAAGACCCAGAACUUCUGCAGAAAUGAGUACAACGUGACAGGACUCUGCAACCGGUCAUCAUGCCCCCUGGCAAACAGCAGAUAUGCCACUAUUCGUGAGGAGGAUGGCCGCCUGUACCUCUACAUAAAGACAAUCGAGCGCGCACACACGCCCAAGAAUCUAUGGCAGAAGAUCAGAUUGAAGAAGAGGUACAUGGAAGCGCUGGAGCAGAUUGAUGAGCACCUGGCGUUCUGGCCCAAGUUUUUGGUGCACAAGAACAAGCAGCGGCUGACAAAGAUCACCCAGUACCUCGUACGCAUGCGCCGCCUCGCUCUCAAGCCCCGCCCCAAGCUUGUCACGCUCCCUGCCAGGACGGAGAAGAGGGAUGCCAGGAGGGAGGCCAAGGCGUUGACGGCUGCCAAGCUGGAGACCAGCAUCGAGCAGGAGCUGCUGAACCGGCUGAAGCAGGGCACCUACGGCGACAUCUACAACUUUGACCAGAAGGUCUACGAGAGGGUCCUGGAGGCCGCCGAGGAGCCGGGCAGCAGUGGGGGUGACGAGGAUGGCUCUGACGAGGAAGCUUCCUCCAGCGAGGAUGACGAGGCGGCCGGGCAGGGCCAUGACAGACCGGCCCAGGGCAAGCGCGGCGCCGCGGCGGCCGCCGGGGGUCGGGGUGCUGCGGGCGCUAAACGGCGGCGGCCGCUGAACAUAGAGUAUGAGGUGGAGCAUGAAGCUGAGAGGGCGGGGAAUGCGCGCCAACAGGCUGCCUGGUGA